GCGCUUUACUCGUUUGGAAAAAUGCAAGAAACGGUCCUGUCGAGCAACGACAGUCGACUGAGCUCCAAAGUGUUAUCGUACCGACUGUAAAGAUAGUACCAAAACAAUAGAGAAUCGUCGUUUAAUAUGUCAAGCAACAAUGACAACAUGGCGGAAAAAUUGAAUCAACAAACCGUAUUCGCAGACGUUUUUUGAUGUCAACUGCAAGCUCUCACAGAUACCUUCAUCGAUGUAUGAAAAUUCGCAAGUGGUAGGGAUUCUGGAGGUACGUUUGGUACAUAAUAUCAAAGCUUAAAAGCUUUCGCACGCAACCUUACAGCAUGUCGGCUGCAGCGAAACUAGCAGUUUAACCAGGUUAGGAACCAACUUGCGAAGUUAAGUCUACGCACCGCGAUCCUGGGCUCGAAAUUAUAUGGUAAACGACCGCAAUUAAUCAACGAGACAGCCCAGCUAUAUCCUUAGAUCUUGGUCGAGUAGUUACGGCCUCAAAUAUAAUCCAGUCUAGUUUAGACUCUUCAAUAGUACAAAACUGUUAAUGGUUACGACCAUCUUCGAGCCAGCUUUUUGCCAAGUUUGUUUCACUGAUCACUCCAAAUGCAAACUUUACAGAAUGUGACUCCAACUCUAUUGACUCUUUUGAAGAGGGGUGAGCAAAAUGAGCAUCCCAGGUUUCAGAGGCAGAGGAGUAGCUCUGCGAGGACGAAGAGGAAUCGGAGAGAUUCGUAAUGUGCACCCUAAUUUCAACCGUCCCCGCAGAGAAAACAAUGGUCCACCUGGAGAGGAGUGGUUCGACCCAACACCUUCUGGCUCUUGGAAACUCAUAAAUAACGUGCCUCUACUACCGUUGCCUCAGCAUCAACAAUCUGGUAAUUACGAAUCUCAUUCGUACAGGGGGCAACCUCGGUUCUUUCAAAGAGCUAGAGGUAAAAGGAGUAGAGGCGACGGACGAUCGCAGGAUAGAAAUUCGCCUAUUCUUCGUCACAGAGAUCUUGAACUAGCCAGAAAGCAGUCCGAACCGUACAAAGUUGCCCCCUUGGGUUCAGAGGAAGAACGGCAGCAGAAGAUAGCAGAAACAGCGGAUAAGCUGAAGCAAAAACUGUCUGUCCUAACCGGUGGAGAUUCUGUUAAUUUUUGGGAGGAUGAUAUAAGUGCCGUUACUUUCUCACAAGCUGAGGAAACUAUUAAUGUGAAUAGGGGGAUCGCAGAGCUCAGCCAUGACCCCCCUGAGCUUAAUCUCACUGUGAAUGACCUUAGAGACAUUGGGAGAGUCGAUUCGGAACACCCUCCCAAUUCUGGUGAAACUUGUGAAACGAUAGCUGUGAAAAACGUGGCAAAAGACAAUUGUGAUAGUCAACAAUCUGCAAAUGCAUUAAAAGUCAAUGCCAAUGUCAAUGUUGAAGGUGGCAAUUCCCUAGAAGUUGAACACUUAAAAGAUACGGCACUGCAUUCCCAAAAAUCAAUUGGCACCCACGAAAAUCUCAUUGUUGGAAACGGAGACAAGAUACAAAGCAAGAUUGAUUCGGAGGACUGGGACAAGCCUGACGUCAAUCGUUUGAAUUUUAUUCCAAACUGCAACCAGAAAACGUCUACAGCUAAGUCUCCCCACUUAGAAGAGGGCGAUUCACCUGAUAAAAAUGAAAUUCAAAUCUGUCGAUUUGAACCAGAUCGUAACAAGGAACCGUCCAGAGCAACAGUGGCGAUCGAGUUUGAAUCAAGGUUUUCACAGGAAGAGAAAAGCUUUUCUCAGUCUACUUUUGUACCAACAUUUGGAUCAAACUCAGGACCAAGGCCCCGACCUGAUAUGAGCUUAGACUUUCAUCCUGGUAUGCGGUCUUCGUUUCAUCAAAAUUUUACUUUUGCCUCUGGGCCACCAAUAGGCGUACCGUUUCACCCUGAAGCUACCAUGGAAAUGUCACCAAAUUUUAGGCCUGAUUUUCAAGCGAGAUUCCACAGCAGGCCUUGUUCCAGUGAUUCAUUUGCAACCCCUAGGUUUCACCGCUCUCACAUAGGCACCUCAGAAUUCAGCGGGAAAACCCCACAAAUUGAAAUAAGAAGUGAAAAUAAUAUGUUGAGAGCAAUGAAUCAAAGCAAUCACAAUCUUCAAAUCAAGUAUGAUCCUCGUGGACCUCCGCCAAGAUUUGCUAUGCCUUUUCGUCAAGACCAUUUACACCCACCAACCAUCUUUAACCCCAAUGAACUGCCGCCGAAAUUUCGCUCUUUCAAUCGAAACGGACUUCAAGCACCACCGGAUUUUCACCCCAGAGGUCCGCCACCCCAAUUUAACAAUGGAGAACAUAGACUCCAUAGCCCGUUUGUUCAUAACAGUCCGAGUCACGAUGCGCCACUUGCGAUGAUAAAUGCGAGUAUUAGACCAGAAUUUCCACAGAUUAUGCAGACCGGAUAUCCACAAUUUCGGCCCAUACAUGUAGAAAAUCAACCACCUACUGGAUGUGAGGCUAUUGUCAAUGGAAGCUUCAAUCCAUCCAUGCCACCCCCUAAUCCUGUGCCUUGCAUAGCGCACAAGUUUCCGUUGUCUCCCGUUCCUCCACCACCACCGCCACCAUCUUCGUCGUGUUCUCCUUCGCCUAGAGAACACCAAGGCUUACCGCAACACUUACCCAUAUCUGUAGAAACAUUGUGUGUCCAACCACCUCCACCACCUUCUUCGACCAGCUCAAUUAUCCCCAGGAUGAAGGAGCAACAGGUUUUGGCGAAUGAAAGUGAGAAUCCAAUCCCCAAUAUGAACGAUGAAUUAGAAGACAUGCAAGAGGCUCUUGAGUUUGCAAAGCAGCUCAUGAAUAUGACAAGUGUAGCACAGAAUGCCUCGCAGCCGAACAUACCUGUUUUUCCAAAUCAGUCACAGAUUCCAUCUACUGAACCUUUCCAUUUGGAGGAACAGCAGAGAUGUCAGGCCACUGGAAGGAAUCAAGUAGAGAACAGAGAGGAGCAUGAACAUGACAUCAAAACACUCAAAAAAAUGGAAGACAAAAAUGAUAGAUGUGAAAGAAUAGAUUUGGAGAAAUCAGAAAACCUUGAGCAAAAUCAAAAGUUAAACACAGUCGGCUCACAGUCCUUGCAACUUUCUCGUCAUGGUACACAUCAUAAAUCAGGCAUUAACGACAACAUAGUACAAUCUGGCAGCAUAACAUCAGAAGGAAAUGGUAGUCUGCAGGUGUCUGGUCCAAAGCCUUCGACUAAAUCCUUGCUGGUAUCUACAAUUGAUGCAAACUGGAAGGACAAGGUAAUAAAUCAAUUUCUAAAAAUGAGUAAAAAGGAUAUUUGCAAUAUGGUCAACAGCUCAGGACUCAGGAAAUUUGACAUUGCCAUGAAGCACCUUGUGAAGGAAAGGAAAUACUCUUUGUCUCAGGAGAGACGAUGUACCGCAGAUGAUAAGGUGAAAGGCUACGAUAUGUCCCGAGAAGAAUUCAUGAACCAGCUAAGUGCUAUGUUAGAUCCCAGUGCUACAGUUGAUGUCAAUAACCUGCCAGCAAAAUUUAUUCAACAUCUGGGCGAAGUUUUGAAGCUAGACAUUCAAACCCAUCUAAUAGACUCAGUUGAUUCAGGAACGAUGGUCGAUGACACAAUUCAAGAUCACUUAGCUCCAGAUAUGCAGCUGCUAAAUACUGCCGAGUGCUCGGAGCUACCUGCGAUCGCUAAUCAUAUCAGCAUUGAAACUAUGAAAGGGGAUAAGCAAGAGAAGACUGUGUUCGAAGAAAUAUUUCCAGCAAAAAUCACAAGAGCAAAGCUACCUCAUAAGUCGCCCACACAGAAGACAGGGAGUGUAGAAAGUGGUAGGGAGCAUUUGUCCCAUAGAUUCAUCAGCGCUAAGUCCAAGCAAAGCAUGAUGCCUGAGGAAGGUCCCGAUUCAAAUGAUAUAAUUUUCAUAAAAUCAACUACAUCAACUGUAGAAGGUGAAACACUGGUUGAAAAAAGCCCACUAUCUGUAAGUGUUCUUUCUGAAAAAACUUGCGACAGGACGAAAGAACGGCGCAGCAAGAAUUGCCAUGAUUUGAGUGAACGCAGAAAUUCACCUAACAUUGAGUGCGAUGCCAGAAACAGAGUGCCGAUUAAUAAUUUGAGCGAACAGGAAGUCGGACGACGGAGUACUACUGCAUCCAGCCGAGAUACUUCAUUGAGUGGUAAAUCCCAAUCGCCAAGAGAUAAAGAUACCUCGAGGUCUCUUGGCAGCUCGAGUCACAAAAAAGGAUAUCAAACAAAUAGAAAUCAUUCCCCACCCUUACCUCCAGAGGGGAAAAAUUGCAGCCCAAUUGUUGUUUCUUCAAUGAAGGUUCAAGAAAAUUCUGUCGAUAGCGAGAGUGACAGUAUGAGCAGUAGCGGUACAAUUUCGAGCAAAAGUGAUAGGUCACCCUCGCGAAAUGUAACAAAGCUUUUGAAGAUAAUUAAAGAGAAGGAGAAAAUUGCAAAACAUAUGAGUUUGAAUGAAACAAUACGUGAUGAGGUCACAGCCGAAAUAGAAUAUGCUCAACAGAAGAAUAAGGAGAAGCUACAGGAGCGAAAAAUUCGGGAACGAGAGAAAGAGAGGAAGAAACAAGAGUGGAGAGAGGAUCGCAAGGAACUGCAAACAAAAAAUUUAAUCAGUGAGGAGCUUUCAUUAUCCGAGCAAAUCAUUGUUGACAAGAUACCAACUGAAACUCUUCCAGUGAAAACGGCGAACCACAUUACGUCUAAACAUGAAGGUUCUAGCGCCAGGAUGUCGAACAAGGAUCCAGGUCAAACUCCUGUUACAGAAACUAAACUAGCAAAAGGAAACCUAAUGCAUACAAAAUUAGACCAGGGUUCAGAUGCUCACGAAUCACCGUCGUCCAAAAAAUGUGAGAACAAAGCGGUACCUACACAACGUUUAGACAAUAACGAUGAAACAGACAGUUCCAGUUUACCAGAAAAUACAAAUAAGAUUUCAGGCAAAAAAAAUGCGACCCACGCUGCAGACCGUUCGUCUGAUAUUGAAGUCACUAAAUCGAGAGUAAAAAAGAUAGAUAUACAAGCAUAUAAAGCAAGGACAUUGCAAAAAAACGUUGUGAAGCAGAAGGAAGUAAUAACAAGUGAAAAUAUUCUUGGCUCUGUCAUUCAUUCGAGUAACAACCAGCUUGCCCCUGCAAAAGAAACAAGAAAGGAGAAGGAUGUGGAGGAUCUGACAGAUUAUGAUCAUGGAGAACAAGAGCCAACUCCAACUGUCGUUGAAGAGAUAAAUGCUGGACGCAACUGCGAAUCAAACAAUAAGCAUCCUAUGAGACAGUUGCACAAGGAGAAGAGCACCAGCUCUGAGAUGAACUCUGAAAUCCAAGAGAAAAAAACAAAACUACGUGAAGAAGCUUGCAAAGAAGUGUUGGCCAAAGACGAGAAUAGAUGUACUGUCGAUGUGCAAUGUAAAAAUCAUGAAGCAACUGUACGGAAGGGCCACCGAUCAAGAAAAGAUGAACGAUGUACGGUUACACAAGAUAAGAAUAAAACGCAUAGAAAAAAGUCAAAACAUUCAUCUCGAAGAGAUUCCUCCUUAGUUAUUGAUAAAUUGCAAAAUGAUAAAAAACAACAACUUGGACCAUCUUUUCAUCGAAAAAAGUCUCCAGUAAAGUCUGCACAUCGAAAUAAUAAUAUUGAUGAAAUAGUGGAUAGAAAACAACGGAAGGAUAAAAACAGAUGUACCGACUCCAAAGAAAAAAAAAAGGAGAAGCAUGAGCAACCAGAAAAAAAUGAUCCGAAACGCAAUAGAUCACCUCUCACCCCUCCGGUCGAUAAAAAAAUACGAUUGGAUGAAACCGAAAUUAAGGACAAUGUUAAUCGUGAGCAACAGGAGCCUGACGUGAUUUCCAACCGAUCUUUGGUGGUGGAAACUGAUCUGCCAGUUUUGCCACUGAAAGAUUGCGAAAUUGCUCAGAGAACAGCAAAUCUUCUACCAGAUAUUGUAGUACCGAAAGUUUCAGAAUCCAAAAAUUCCAUAAUUUCCCUCAACAAUGCACACUCUGAGUUAGCUGGUAAAAUGAUAGACCAUGGAGAAACUUCUUGUAGCCAUAAAAAUCAUCACAACAAUAGAAUCCAUAAGGGUGGAGUUGAGACAAGAGAUAUCGAAAAUGUUGAUAGACUUAAUGAAAGAUCUGCUGACACUAAAUUGGAAAACCAAUCGUCUCAUAAUGAGAUAAAUCGUUGUGAUGAAAUUGAAGAAGAACCGUCAUUAUCGCAGUCCAAGGAAAGGUCGAUACAUGAGGAUGUAAAAAUUGUCCUCGAUGAUUUAAUAGCCAUAGCAAUCACACAGCUAGAAUCGUUGAUCGAUAGGAAUGAACAGAAGGGUAAUUAUGCGGCAACUGCGACUUCCUUGCCAACAAUAUUGGAAUUACAUUUGCCAAACAACAAGGAAUAUGAAUUCCUCAAUGACGGUCACCCAGGGAACUCAUCCAAUCAUGAUAUUCCAAAUCUGAAUUCUCCCGAAAUUCCUGCAAGUCCACUGCAAGGCUUUUCAGAGGAGUCGAUCAAAAGCAGCAUACUGGGGAAAUGCAAACUAGCUCAAUCCGUCUCAAAUAUAAGUGAGGGCUAUAUGUCAGACAAGAAACUCGAAAAACUUGAUGGAAUUAUGCUUGAGAUGCCCGCAGAAGGUAACGUAAUACCUCAAAAUUCUGAAGAAGGACAGAGUCUACUUGAUGACGCAUCUUCAAUUUUAUAUCACAAGUCUGAGAAACCAAGUCGUUUGGCAACUGAAACACCAAACAAUGCGGAAUCAAAGGCCAUGAGUAAUUGCCAAGAAUCGACUGAAACUGAAAAGGAAGAAAAACAAUCUGUAAGGAAUGUGGAAAAAAGCGAAUCCUUUGUGAGAUCUGUAACUCCUUCUGGUGACACUCUCUCACUGGGCAGUACAAUAGAUUUUGACCAAAAUGAAUUCAUUGUUCUCUCAGAGAUAUCAUCGGAUGAAAACUUUUCACAAGAUGAGGAACGAAAGCCAGUAACGGUGUUGGAACCUGAGACUGAGAAAGUUGAUACUCUGGAAACGACAAACUGUCAACAAAACGAAAAAAAAAUUCGUCCAAAAACCCCAACUCCGAGGCAUCCAGCAGAUUCUGAGUUGAUGGAAAAACGAACUUCUGAUGUGCCGUUAAGUUGUGAAACUAUUACAAAGGAUGGAAAACCCGAAACGUCGAAUAGAAAAUCAAAAAUAAAGACCCGAAAUUCAUCUCCCAUUCCAAACAUCCAAACAGAAUCAGUUGUGGAUACUUCUGUGAAAAUAUCCACAGCCAACAACCUUGGCGAAUGUCAAGAAAAAACAAUAGAAGAAAGAAUCAACUUUAAUAAAUCUGCAGAAAGCGUGGCUACUCCAGAGUGUAAUUCUGUUACUUCCAAAACUUUUACUAGCAACAAUGACCGUGGCAAAAGCGAACAAGUUGUAGGUGUUAAAUCAGGCAGCCCAAGAAGUGUUAAAAGUUUUCUCACUAAAAGUACGUUAUCUUGUGACAGUGUCACCACCAAGAGCUUACACAGAACAAGGCACUUGCACCGUAUAAACCGAAAAAAGAACAAGAAACCAAAACUUGAUCGAAAAGAUAUAACAGAAACCAUUAACAACAAAGAAAUCGUGACAGUAAUAAGAAAACUCCACACUAAAGAAUCUGUCAUGGCAAGAAUGAUAGAAAUUGACGUCGAGAUACAUAAAUUAAUGUCUGAGAAAAUGAAUCUGUAUCAAAUGCUGGAAAGUGGAGCAUUACUAACGGAACAAAAUGUGGCUGCUGGUAAAGAAAAGUCUCAACCUUCGAGUGAAAAAAUUAACAUUUCAGCUGACCCACUUUUCGAUGACGAACCUAAUGAAAGCUGUACAACCAAGAAAUACAAAUUUGGCUCCAAGUCAGAAAUAAAGAGCGCCACUACCACUUUGGAAAAUGAUUCAAUUCAUCAAGGUAAUGACGCUCGGCAAACAUCCAUUGCAAAAAAAGAGAAAACGAAUAGACAUAGCAGACCUUCUACACGGCAAGGUAAGAAAUUGAAAACCAGAAGCGCAGAGGACAAACCCAUGGACAGACUGAAGAAUUCGUACAAAGAUGAAAGACGCAGAAGUAAAGAAAUUUCACAAGGGCGGUCCAGCCAUAACUCGUGUAAGGAAGAAAAUACCCAAAGCAAUGUACGUUUGGAAAAAAACCACCGACAAGAUACAGUAUAUUCUCAGAAAACCAGAAGAACCAGUCGCAAUGGUAUAAAAAAAAAUAACAGAGUUGCUGAUUCUAAAGAAAAUUCCUUCUGUCAUAUCAAGAAAGAAGUACAAUCUUGGAAAGACAGCAAUGAAACAUGGGCAGCAACAGUAGAUAGCUCUGCAAAUGUAACAAAAUGUCCCGAAAUGCAGAGCCAGAUUCAUUUCACUGACAACCGUCAAUGUUUGACAUCCUUCUCCCACAAGAUUAGUGUAGAUUCCAGAAAAGACUCUGUGUUGCUCGAAGGAAUGUUGCAACAAGAAGAGAUAGUUGUGAAGAAUGGCAGUUUUGCUCCGUCCAAGAAGACCAAGGGAGAAGCACCAUCCCUAUCAAGAUCACCGAAUAUUUUGUCCACUGAUGAAGAUGAGAUGCCUUUGAGUUUGCUAUACGUCAAAAAGUUCAAUAAAAAGGUCGAGCCUUUUAAUUCGAAAAAUAGCUUAUCCAACACCAGUAUAAAUCCCUCGGAAUUUACCAAAAUCAAAUCUGCCAGGUUAGUGGAAAUUCCAGAAGAUGAUGUCCAGACGACAAAUGACGUGAUAAUUAAUAAAACUGAGAAAUAUCGACGUUCGAAAAAGAUUAAAUCUGAAAAAAAAGACCAUGCGAUGAUUCCAUCAAAUAUUGAGCCAAAAGUAAUUUGGUCUACGGAGACAUCUCAAGACAGCUGUGAGGAUCAGUUAAAAGGUGUUUGUACAAAUCCGAUGGACUUGGGUAAUUCUCAAAUAUCGAAGGACGCGAAUAUUUCUAAUGAGAAUAAUAAGAGCGAAAUUUCCAACAGUAAAUCCAAGUAUGAGUUGGAACAACGACUUACCGAUACUUUGGAUAAUUCCACAUUCUUUGAACACUCUCCUGGAAAAAAACAAUGGAAUAGUGAAUCGGUACCAUUGGAUCCAGAAGUGAACUCGUGUGGAAAGUACUCACAUGAAUCCCAAAAGUAUCCAAGCAAAAAAAGAAAGCCUGGAUAUUGGCCUGAAUGCAGAGAUCAUAAACCAACUGAUUCCACUGCUACAACUUGUUUAAAAAAAAAAUUCGACAAGGGAUACAAUAUAGACAGCGAUCACCCAUUUAAAAGAAAAAGAACAAUUAGCAAUUCCAAGAUGAUGGACUGUAGCGUCAGAUUGGUAGAUUGCAAAUAUACUUACAUGAGAAAAUAUUCACAUUCUGAUGAUCAUCAAAGCUUUGCCGAUUUGUAUGACUCUCACGAAUCUGAAGAAUUCCCUGAAUUCGGAAAUGAUGAUCCACAACAUCAUACUCAAAUAGCAAAUGUCGUUGAAGAACCGACUCCAUCAUCAGCAGAACGUUCAGAUCAUUCGAUGUGUAAAUAUGCAACUCUGUCAGGUGAUGAUGAUGGAAAUUAUUUAUCUACGGCAUACACCAUAAGCUCCAAUCUUGAGGAAGAAGAUUUGAACUACGACAAUGGGAAUCAUGAAAUUAUGGAAUUGCAUAACAUGAGUGUGCCUCAAACUCUGGGAGAGCAAGAAUGCUCUACAAGAGAGACUUCAGAAGCCGAAGCUUGCAAAUUAACAGAUGAAUUACAAGCAAAUAGUUUGGAGCUACAAGAAUUAUCACUGCUUGCAGAGUCAGCUGUUGGAAUCCAAGAAUAUGAAUCCCCAUCAAAUUUGGUCGAUCAAAAUAUCGAUCAAAUUCGAAAUGCAUCGGAACAAUUAUCAGAAAUCAAUAGUAAUGUCAGUGAAGAAGAGAGUGCAAGGCAAUUUAUACCCCAAGAUAGCAAUGAUUUUGAGUCAAAAAAUAAAUUGAAUGUUGCAAAAUUAAAGGAAAUUGAAGAGGUGACAGUACCACGUAUCCAGUACAGCGUACACAAAGGACCUAUUCUAGAAAUCAAGGUGUUUGGCAACUCAAUCCUUGCAGCCAGCGAAGAUGGGGUGAUAUAUCGGUAUAGUCAAACCUGCAACGGGAUUCUGAACACUUAUGAAGGUCACCAGGCAGCAGUUACCUGUAUGCACGUCUUAGAAGUUUCUUCUUUGGGAACUACUAAGGAUUUGUUGUUUUCCGGUUCCUUAGAUGGCUCUUUGCGUUGCUACGAUAUAAAGUCUGGUCAACAAGUUCGAGAUGCGACUAAGGUGGGAAGCCCUGUUCAAUGUAUGGAUCAAUCUUGGGGUGUAAUUUUUCUCGGUACUAAAUCUGGCUGCGUAUCUAGAUACCACGUCAAGUCAAACACUCUCAAGGGAGAAGAAAUAAAGUUUUCAGACGAAUCGGUGCUGGCUUUGAAAUCUACAACGGAAGGUCCACGCAGGGUGCUUAUAGUCGCCUCCCGAAGCCAGCCAAUAACGAUCAGAGAUGCUCAGAGUGGCUUAUUUCUUCGAACAGUCAGCGGGCAUAAGAGCCAUACCGUUUACAGUCUGAUGAUGGAGAGUAACCUAGUGUUUUGCGGAACGAGCAGCACUGCUAUACCCGUAUUUGACUUUAUCAACGGAUCUCAAGUCAGAUUGUACAACGCAGGUCCGGGAAUCGUCUGUAUGCGGAUGUACAAGUUCUUAUUGUUUGCAGGCUGUUACGAUGGAAACAUCUACGUAUUUGAUACAAAGGUACACAGAUUAGUCUGCAGUAUACCUGGACCAGGAAAUAUGUUGCUCAGCAUGGACAUUGUUAAGGAUAAGUUGAUAGCAGGCAGCAAAGAUCGGCGUCUGCAUAUGUGGCAGAUGCCUAAUCAAGUACAGGCACUACUGACGAACAGAGCAUAACUGUCGGUUAUACCAAUACUGUGAUUCUAGUCAAAUGCUGUUGGUACAGUUUUUAAGUGAAAUUUUUAUUGAAAAUCUAGCAAUCCCAACUACGAUCAUAUGAUAUGAGUUAUAUGUAUGCGUGGACCAUGAAUGACAGAUAAUCAUCGACUAACAAAGUCUUGGACUAUUUGUAAUAUUUAUUGGACAGCGUUGAAUUUGGUAACGAGUUGUAUUUGAAAGUAUAUUUUUCCGAGUAACGCGCGCGCGUAACCAAACACGCGACUGUAUAUAAGUAGAGAUAUGUAGGUAUAAGCACAUACGUUUGUACAUGUGGAUAAUUUCAUCUAGAAUGUAUGACGCACAUAUUUGGGCGAAUCAAACUGACUAUUCAGAAAGAGAUUCUUACCUGUACGUAAUGUUACAUAGGACGUUAUGUAAAGUUGUGUAAUUGCAGUCUUACCAAAGUUAAACGUGCCCAUGAAUUUUUAGAGCGAAUAGCAAACACCUUCACAAAUCGACCCGAAAAAUACAAGAGAAAUAUAAACAUACAUGCAUGCAGGCAUGUUUUUUACUAUAUUAUACUGCGCUGAAUAUUUGCAAUUAUAGUAUACGAACAUUUUUAAAGAAUAGAAAUUCGUGUAAUUACCUGCUGUAGCAAAUCGGUUGAAUUCUCAAUAUGCUUGGAAGAUUGCCGAAUUAACGAACGAGGUAUGGAGCUGGUCAGAAAUAAUGAGUCGGAUUUUUUUUUUUUUUCUCCUUACCUGUUAAUAAUUGCACAGCACUUGAGUUUGAAUGAAUAAAAACAUGUUUGAAAUUUA
This is a messenger RNA of Athalia rosae (coleseed sawfly), 11685 nucleotides long. RefSeq lists its product as uncharacterized. Bases 656 to 10885 code for a protein of 3409 amino acids. The transcript is spliced from 9 exons. Gene Ontology annotation, molecular function: RNA binding; SH3 domain binding. Gene Ontology annotation, cellular component: membrane; cytosol. The record is from RefSeq and is a predicted model, not a curated record. NCBI's taxonomy places the organism in Eukaryota, Metazoa, Arthropoda, Insecta, Hymenoptera, Athaliidae.